AACACGGCCAAAUAAAAGAGGAGGCUGGAAACCCGACUGGCACACAGCAGGAUCACUGUCCAGAGAUUGGUAAAGAGAGAAGAAGAAGAAUUGUGAAAACAUGAAGACUCUUAUUCUUGCUCUGUUGCUUUUGGUGGUUGUCAGUCAGAGUGAAGCCUUGAGAUGUUACUGUGGAGGCCGGAAGAUCUGUUCAAGCAAAACAGAGACGUGCUACGGUACUGACCAAGUCUGUGCCAGUAUCGUCUUUCAUUUUGAUGCAACUUCCGCCCAGGGUUGCUAUUCGGCCAGCAACUGCAGGCUUAUGAAUCAACCCGGACUAAUAACUACCUCUUGCUGCACCACUGAUCUGUGCAACAGAUAAAUGGAUAUCGUGCUCCAACAUCUUCACAAUUUACUAUGCAUUCUAAAUGUUAGCACUGUCAUAAUAAAGACAAGUUCGUUGCAAUUUUAGUCCACUUUCCCGUUUGUUGUUUUGUUUUGUGAUGAUUUUUAAAAACAAUGUGCAUGUAAUUGUUCAGGUGACUUCACUUACAAUCACUUGUUGCAAACGAGUGCAUCAUGAAGAAAACUUUCAAUCUGGACAAGAAACAGACAAAGACAAGUUUUAGCAGUGAACACAUCAAGUGCUGAAACUUACACUUGAUAUCGUCACAUUUUUGUAUCAUUGUAUAAAUAUUAUUUGAGUAAAUAGUCCGAAAACAUUAGUCAAAGAUUGUUUUGGUUUAAUCUGCUGAGUUUUCUCUUUUAUUGUCCCAUUGCACCACCAUGUGGCAAAAAUAUGAUACAAUGUCCAAAAAGAAAAACUCAUUGAGUUUAUGCCACCGUGUGCGGUUUCAAUAGCUCUUAUGUGAUGUGAAGAUGACUAGAAAUUUGACCUACAUUUAAAAAAAAAUAAAAAUCUUCUUAAAAGAUGAAAAUGUUGCAAGAAUGUUUCAAAUGUUUGCAUUUAUUUGUGGAUUUUAUUUUUACCAAUGCAAUCACACAAGUAGGCUAUUACAGUAGUUGUUUCAGCAUGAAAAAUCUGACUGUGAUCUUUACAUAUUAAACAUCCAGAAUUAAA
This is a messenger RNA of Stegastes partitus (bicolor damselfish), 1060 nucleotides long. Its product is annotated as toxin 3FTx-Oxy5-like. The record is from RefSeq and is a predicted model, not a curated record. NCBI's taxonomy places the organism in Eukaryota, Metazoa, Chordata, Actinopteri, Pomacentridae. The coding region runs from base 101 to 361 and encodes 86 amino acids. The transcript has 4 exons.